CCGGAGGCGAAAUCCAAGCGGAAGCCCCACAAGUGCGAGGAGUGCGGCCGGAUCUUCAACUGGAGGAACCACCUCGUCCGCCACCAGCGCCUGCACACGGGCGAGAGGCCCUACAAGUGCUCGGUCUGCGGGAAGGGCUUCAAUGACGGCUCGCCACUGCCCCCCCCAGGGCAGAAGCCCUACAAGUGCUUGGAUUGCGGGAAGAGCUUCAGCCAGAGCUCCCACCUCAUCUCCCACCAAGUGGUCCACACCGAUGAGAAACCCUACGUCUGCCCCGACUGCGGGAAGAGCUUCGCCCGGCAGCAGUAUCUCCUCAUGCAUCGUCGGGUCCAUACGGGUGAGAUACCCUACGAGUGUCGGGAUUGCGGGAAGAGUUUCCGCAAGGGCUCCGACCUGGUCCGACACAAGACGGUCCAUACGGGCGAGAAACCCUUCAAGUGUCCCGUCUGCGGGAAGGGGUUCACCCAAAAUUUCCGCUGCAACGCCCACAAGAAGGUCCACAGCAAGGAGCCGGUCGAGCAGCCGACGUCUCCAGCCCAGGCCGGCCUCAAGAGCGGCCGGGAGAUCCCGCUUCUGCCAG
Pelecanus crispus (Dalmatian pelican) is the source of this 580-nucleotide messenger RNA. The record is from RefSeq and is a predicted model, not a curated record. NCBI's taxonomy places the organism in Eukaryota, Metazoa, Chordata, Aves, Pelecaniformes, Pelecanidae.